Molecule: messenger RNA, 243 nt
Organism: Mesorhabditis belari
Lineage: Eukaryota; Metazoa; Nematoda; Chromadorea; Rhabditida; Rhabditidae
Source: the annotation of a GenBank genome assembly
AUGAGUGCCGACUUCGGCCUUGCCACGGAUUCAGUGGCAAUCGGGUUGUUCUUCGGGUUCUCUACUUUGGCUACCGUAACCAAUUUCGUCGCAUCUCUCAUCGUCUUCCGGAAUUCUCGUUUACACAAAGUUGUGAAAAUGUAUUUCCUCGGCAGUCACCUCGCUCGAAUCAUUUGCUCGCUUUGCGGUUUUGUUUUUGCUGGAUGUUCGAAUAAAGACAAAAGUGGCCACAAAGGAAUGGCA